AUGCAAGAGGGUAAUAUGGAUAAGGAGAGAGAUAUAGCAGAUAGUAACAACCAGGUAGCUAGGGCACAAGUUGAUGUCCUCAAUAUCAAGGCACAUAAUAAUGUCCUAUCUGAUAGAAUAGAAGAGUUGGAUAGGCAGUUCACUGAGGCUGAAGAUGUGUGUAGAAGGUACGAUGAUGAAGUUAUGGUAAGGAUGAGGUUAAUAGAUAAAAAACAAUUGAUGCUAGAAAGAUUGAAUAAGGAAUAUGAUGAGAAACGUAGUAGUAUGGCUGAUAUGGUAGCAGAGGAGGCUGAGGUACUUGGACCAUUAGAGGCUAAGAUAAGGGCCAUAAGGUUAGAGAUAGAGGAAUGUAGAAGGAAAUGUAAAAGUAUGCAGAGGAAAUGGAUAAUGUCACAAAGUGACUUGAUGGGUAUAAAUGAUGAGGAAAGGCAGAUAAGGGAGAAGGAUGAUGUACUCCUUACUAAGAUAAUA
Molecule: messenger RNA, 471 nt
Organism: Perkinsus marinus ATCC 50983
Lineage: Eukaryota; Perkinsozoa; Perkinsida; Perkinsidae
Exons: 4
Biological process (GO): axoneme assembly
Cellular component (GO): cytoplasm
Source: RefSeq, a predicted model, not a curated record